Messenger RNA from Erigeron canadensis, 1576 nucleotides. RefSeq names its product isovaleryl-CoA dehydrogenase, mitochondrial-like. Gene Ontology annotation, biological process: L-leucine catabolic process. Bases 135 to 1376 code for a protein of 413 amino acids. The record is from RefSeq and is a predicted model, not a curated record. The transcript has 15 exons. NCBI's taxonomy places the organism in Eukaryota, Viridiplantae, Streptophyta, Magnoliopsida, Asterales, Asteraceae. Gene Ontology annotation, cellular component: mitochondrion. Gene Ontology annotation, molecular function: 3-methylbutanoyl-CoA dehydrogenase activity; flavin adenine dinucleotide binding.
UCUUUUUUAUCUAAACCCCGUCAUUUCCUCACUUACAUACAUCAUAAAAAAUAGUUAAAAUCAAAAUCUUUAUCUAUCUCUAUCUAUCUAUCUAUAGUUUGUAGUAUUAUUAACUAAUAAAAAAAGAAAUAAAGAUGAUGAUGGUUAAAAGGUUGGUGAAAUCAGCAAGAUCAUCAUCAUCAUCAAUAGCAGCCACCCCUGCUGCAUUUCGUGCCUCUUUUUCAACUUCUAUGUUGUUUGAUGAUACCCAGAUUCAGUUUAAAGAAAGUGUUGCACAAUUCGCCCAAGAGCAUAUCGCUCCUCAUGCUGAAAAAAUAGACAAAACGAAUUAUUUUCCUGAGAAUGUGAACUUAUGGAAACUAAUGGGGGACUUUAAUCUUCAUGGAAUCACUGCCCCAGAGGAAUAUGGAGGACUGGGUCUCGGUUAUCUAUAUCAUUGCUUAGCUAUGGAGGAGAUUAGCCGUGCAUCAGGAUCGGUUGGGCUAUCCUUUGGUGCCCAUUCUAACCUCUGCAUCAAUCAGCUGGUGAGAAAUGCAAAUGCUGCACAGAAGGAAAAAUAUUUGCCUAAGCUAAUCAGUGGGGAACACGUCGGAGCUCUUGCAAUGAGUGAGCCGAAUGCUGGUUCAGAUGUUGUUGGUAUGAAAUGCAAAGCAGAUCUUGUUGACGGUGGUUAUGUUUUAAAUGGGAACAAGAUGUGGUGCACCAAUGGUCCAGUUGCUCAAACCCUGGUGGUUUAUGCUAAAACAGAUAUUGCUUCUCGGUCAAAAGGGAUAACGGCAUUUAUUAUUGAGAAAGGGAUGCCCGGGUUCAGUACUGCCCAAAAGUUGGACAAACUUGGGAUGCGAGGAAGUGAUACAUGCGAGCUUGUUUUUGAGAAUUGCUUUGUUCCUCAUGAGAAUGUUCUUGGUGAAGUAGGAAAAGGAGUUUAUGUGAUGAUGUCGGGUUUAGAUUUAGAGAGACUUGUACUAUCAGCUGGACCCAUUGGCAUCAUGCAGGCAUGUCUUGAUAUUGUUCUUCCUUAUGUACGCCAACGAGAACAAUUUGGCCGCCCAAUUGGAGAGUUUCAACUUAUGGAGGGAAAAAUUGCAGACAUGUAUACAUCUUUGCAGUCUUCAAGAUCCUACAUGUAUUCUGUGGCAAGACAAUGCGACAAUAAAGUACUUGUUCCAAAGGAUUGUGCUGGAGUUAUACUCGUUGCUGCUGAAAGAGCCACCCAAGUUGCUCUGCAGGCAAUUCAAUGUUUGGGUGGCAAUGGGUACGUAAAUGAGUACCCGACUGGCCGGUUGUUACGAGAUGCAAAGUUAUAUGAGAUUGGGGCCGGAACCAGUGAGAUUAGAAGGAUCAUUAUUGGCCGUGAACUCUUCAAGGAACAAUAAGAAUUAAAUCUCCUAGAUAGCUCUUUUAUUUAACAUACCCCAAAAAAAUGUACAACUUUUUAAAGGAUUCGUAUAUAAUUGAUUCUAGCAAAGAGAAACAAGGAAAAGUAUUUUACUCUUUCCUUCACAGGUGAAAAUCAUAUGUUCGGAUAUUAACAGAAUAUUUGAGUUAUAUAAUACUUUUUGGGGUUUCCGAACAA